AUGGCGGCUUCACCUUAUACCACCACUCAAUACAACUCGGAACAGUUUGUCGAGAGCUGCGGGGCGAUUCUCUUUGACUUAUCCGACAAGCAAAAUAAGAAAGUGUGCCUGGUCUAUUAUCGCGCGGGAAACGAAUGGCUCCUCGCCAAGGGACGCCGCAACUGCGGUGAAUCCCGACACGAGGCCGCACUGCGCGAAAUCCGCGAAGAGACUGGCUAUCAAGCUCGUCUUUAUCCAGUUACAAUGCAUACACGGGCGCCUCCAAUAGACGAACAGGGGCAUAUGCCAGACAAACCUCGCUCUUACCCUGAUAUCACUGAGCCCUUCAUGGUGACUAUACGGCAGUUGGGCGGCCACGGUGGCAAUGACAUAAAAAUGAUAUGGUGGUAUGUUGCUGUGCUGGAAGGGCAGGUUGCUGGAGGUGGCGGAGAAGAAGAUUUUAUGCCGAAGUUCUUUCCCUUGGAGGAGGCGAAGAAGAUGCUUAGCUUCCAGAAUGAUCUUGCGGUUCUUGAACAGGCGAUUAAGUUGGCAAAUUUUUCAACUCUCAAGAGAAAAGUCAUGUUUUUCACAGCCUCUCAGGACAACAUCAAGAGAGCCAAGGGUGGAGCUAAAGAGGAAAGCGACCUCCGCAGGUAUCUGGACAAGACACCUGGAGAUCUAGAGGAAACCAAAAGACGGAGAGAUCAGCAGCAGACAGUAAAGACAGACUCGCCGAUUCUCACACUUCCGCUCGAGCUGGUCUUGUCGAUAACAGACUUGCUUGAUGAUAUCGAGACAACAUGCCUCGCGCUUUCUUGUACCCAACUCUGGUCCACCUUGAAGUCCCAGAGGGCAAAACUCAAAUCAGGCUGUCUGAACAUGAUUGACAGUGAAGAGAGACGAGGAAAACUUGUUCUUGUUCUCAGUCGGGAUCUGCCAAAACACAUUGUCUGUGACUACUGCGCUCGCCUUUAUGAAGUUGACAUGUCAGAUAAACCAAGUCUCCCACAUCGACGGUUCAUGAACCCGGACACACUAUGUGAUCUGUGUGCUCAAUUUCUGCAUCGACUUCCCCUAGAUUUCCAGUUACAAUGGAGCAAUGGGUACAAAAUGUUGCAUCGAAUCAACUUCUCGGAUGUCAAACUUGCCAUCCAGCACUUUUCUGACCAGAAGUCUGGAUAUAGCAUCAAUUCCCUCAACCACACACAGGUGGCUUGCUUGAAACCGAAGACCGAUGACCCCGAGAUGGAUUUGGAAGCCGAUACAAACCAGUUGUUGACUUCAAUCGAAGCGAUGAUCAUCCACUCGGAACCGGAGCGUCCUACAGUGUCCCUUCGGAUCCAGCAUAUCAUGACUGCAAGAGCCCGGAAGCGUGAUGACAGUAUCAUGGACUACAACGAAUUACCCCACCCAUGCUUUCAUAUAGACCUCUUGUAUAUGACGACGGAAUUUGCCAAAAAGCUUCCUAAGCAAGGAGAGAAACAUCAUGAUCGAAGCUUUCAUUGCCGAGACACAUGUACUACAUGCAUGGUCGACUACCAGCUCGACAUUGUGAAUGAUACAGGGUACGAAUUUACCCUGGUUCUCACUCGAUGGAUAAAUUUGGGCUCUGGCUCAAGUCCACAAGAUGUUCAAUGGAAAGCCCACUCUGCGUGGUACGGCACGGUUGAAAAUCCACACCUCAAACCCCGUCGGGUAUUUGAAGUCUCCUCGAGUCUAUCCCACAAAGCUUUGCGGGCUUCCAAUCUUUUUUAUCUCGAAAAUCAGAACUAUAGAAGGUUGAUGCAAAGAUCUCACCAGGAACUCAGUGUCUGGGUGUUACGUUCUCCAAGGAAUUGGGCCCAUCAAACAGCCAAAAGAAUUGGCGAAUUACAUGCAGAUGCAGGCGUCUUUUGA
Molecule: messenger RNA, 1875 nt
Organism: Penicillium salamii
Lineage: Eukaryota; Fungi; Ascomycota; Eurotiomycetes; Eurotiales; Aspergillaceae
Source: the annotation of a GenBank genome assembly